Coccidioides posadasii C735 delta SOWgp is the source of this 555-nucleotide messenger RNA. Lineage: Eukaryota; Fungi; Ascomycota; Eurotiomycetes; Onygenales; Onygenaceae. The record is from RefSeq and is a predicted model, not a curated record.
AUGUGCUGGUCAUCAAUGGCUACCACUCAAAACCUCUUGAGAGACCACGGUUGGACUCUGCAUCAUAUUUUCAUCCCAUCCAUAGGAAUUUGUGCCGAACGAAACGAAGAGGAGAGACAUGAAACUUGCCGCGAGAGGCAAUGUAGCCACUCACUUUACCGAGACCGAGAAGAAAGCAAUUCGAUCUCAGAGUCCAUCUGCUACGACUGGGCGACUAUGUUGAUGUUACACAACGCUAGUUAUCCCCGGCCAUUGAAGUCCUAUAUAAAAGUGAGCGCCGACACCACUCUUCUCCUAAUUCUUCUCUAUGGUUUUAUAUUCUAUAUACUUUACACAUCCUGCAUUCCCGACAUAUUUCUCCUCGAGCUUUUGCCAGGCUGCACCUUGAACGGGCACAUACCUCCUGCAGCAAAGAAAACGGAGGUUCGCUGCAACUUCUUUGAUUGGGACGGGUUCCGGCCAAUUCAAAUUUUGUCCUGGUGUCUUCUAAUCGUCGGAGUAUUUUGCACUGUGAGAAUCAAUUUCCCGCAAAAAGAAAAAGGCCAAACGGGUUGA